GAUAGUGCUUUCAAAAGAAGUGGAGCCAAGUGCAGUAAUUUCUGAAAAAGGUGUCGUUUGAGCCAUUGUGGUUUUGACUGCAGAUGUUGAGCCAGGCGUAGCUGCUGUUGUUCCAGCAGUUGUUUCAAGCCAGGAUGUUUCAAAGAUUCCUGUUGAACUUGCAGAGAAUGUUUUUUCUGCAGAAGUGGUGCCAAUGAUUGUGCUUUCUACAUAAGGGAUGACAAUUGUAGUAGUUUUUGCAGAGGUUGUGCUCGCGGUUGUACUUUCUACAGAAGUGGUGCCAAUGGUAGUAGUUUCUGCAGAAGUUGUGCCCAGGGUUGUGCUUUCUACAGAAGUGGUAGUAGUUUCUGCAGAAGUUGUGCCCAGGGUUGUACUUUCUACAGAAGAGGUGCCAAGGGUAGUAGUUUCUGCAGAAGUUGUGCCCAGGGUUGUGCUUUCUACAGAAGUGGUAGUAAUUUCUGCAGAAGUGAUGCCAAGGGUAGUAGGUUCUGCAGAAGUCGUGCCCAGGGUUGUGCUUUCUACAGAAGUGGUAGUAGUUUCUGCAGAAGUUGUGCUUUCUACAGAAGGGGUGACAAGGGUAGUAGUUUUUGUAGAGGUUAUGCUCACGCUUGCACUUUCGACAGAAGAGGUGCCAAAAGUGGAGCCAAGGGUAGUGGUUUCCACAGUAGUGGUUUCCAGGGUUGUGCUUUCUACAGAAGUCGUGGUAGUUUCUGCAGAAGUUAUGCCAAGGUUAGUAGUUUCUUCAGCAGUUGUGGCAAAGGUAUUAGUCUCUGUGGUCGUUUUAGCCAUUGCGGUUUCAACCACAAAUGUUAUGGCAGGUGUUGGCUCAGAGGAUGUUUUUUUUGCAGAAGUGGUGCCCAAGAUGGUACUUUCAACAGAAGUGGUUCCAAGUGUAGUAGUUUCUGCAGAAGUAGUAGUUUGA
Molecule: messenger RNA, 922 nt
Organism: Sinocyclocheilus grahami
Lineage: Eukaryota; Metazoa; Chordata; Actinopteri; Cypriniformes; Cyprinidae
Exons: 8
Coding region: 218-922 (234 amino acids)
Source: RefSeq, a predicted model, not a curated record